CCUUUCUCUCUCCCCUCCUUAACUUUUUCACCCAAAAUCUUCCGCUUAAUUACCAAAAAACCAGCCAUUGAUCGUAAAACCUUUCCUCCACCGCACACCCCCUCGCCGGGGGUAGUGCGUCGCCUCCACGCGCCUCCGUCUUCUUCUACUUCUCUUUUAAAACAACACUCCUGGUCUCCAGAUCUAAUCCGCGAAGAAGCUUGGUCAAAGCGCCAAGAUGAUUCCCGCCACCGUCAUCGCCGCCGAGGAAAGAGCUUGACCGACGAAGACCUCGACGAGCUCAAAGCUAGUUUCGAGCUCGGAUUCGGAUUCGGAUCUCCUAAAAUCGCGGAUCCGAGACUUUCCAACACGCUUCCCGCGUUGGAACUCUACUUCGCCGUUCAGAAAAGCUACAACGACGCCGUCUCAAACAAGUCGUCUUCGUCACUCUCCUCCGACGGCGAUACCAGUCGUCACAACUCCGUAUACCGAACCAGCGAUGAUCCGCAAACGGUGAAGACGAAGCUGAAACAAUGGGCGAGAGUGGUGGCGUGCACUGUGAACCAAUCACCUCCGAGAUGAUAAUUAUAACGGCGUUAAUUAAAGCGUCUCUGUUAAACGUGGUGAGGAUAAAGGCUUAUUCCGGAACGGGAUAGGUAAAUUGAAACAGCCAAACAGUCGGUGGAGGUUUCAGUCAGCAUUGUAAUAUAUUACACGAAAGCAAUAGUAAAAUACCAAUGAAAGAUGUAUGUUACUUGAACCCAAACUUGUUUAUAGAUUACAUUAUUGUUUAUUGUAUAAUGAUGAUGAUGCAUGAUUUGAUUGAUGCA
This is a messenger RNA of Capsella rubella, 809 nucleotides long. RefSeq lists its product as uncharacterized. The record is from RefSeq and is a predicted model, not a curated record. The annotation marks the transcript as partial. The transcript is spliced from 2 exons. Lineage: Eukaryota; Viridiplantae; Streptophyta; Magnoliopsida; Brassicales; Brassicaceae.